AAGGGCCAUGUUGUCCACAUUCGACGCCAUCAUGGAGCUGGAGCCGCGGCCUUUGAAGAGCGGCAACUUACGGGGCAAAUUCAACGCACGCAGAAAGAGGGAGUUCAUGCCCGAGGAGAAAAAAGACGCCUCUUACUGGGAAAAGAGGCGGAAAAACAACGAGGCGGCCAAGCGUUCGCGCGAGAAGCGACGCUUCAACGACCUCGUGCUGGAGAGCAAAAUGCUGGCGCUCAACGAGGAGAACGCCUGUCUCCGGGCCGAGCUACUCACCUUAAAGAUGAGGUACGGCCUCAUCAGUUCCACGGCCUAUGCCCAGGAAGCCCAGAUCCUGCAAGGCUGCAUGCAGAAGUAUUUCGCGAGGCACAGAGCGAUAGAAAUGGACUCUCACUUUCUGGAACUGGACGCCCCAUUUCUGAGGGACGGCUGUUGCCGCACUCACGCAAGAUACACCUCAGGGAGUGUGUCUGUCGAUCCCACUGAUUCCACUUCCCCACCUACAGGAGUUAGCCAACUUCACGGGAAGUGCACUAGCCCCGCUUCGGUUAGAGUGCAGAAGCAACAGCCUGCAGAUUUUUCUACAGAUGAGUCCACCGCGCAUAAUCCUUCCUUAAAUCCAUUAAUAUAUUCCAGAUACUCGCACCCAUUCAAUGAAGCAUAUCCCUGCUACAGACCUUCAAGUACUUCCCCAAAUGUAACAGAAGCAGACCAUAAAAACAGUAAAAGAGAAUCAGAAGAUGAUGCGGAAGACGAACAACAGGUUCCUAAAAUGCAUCAUUUUUCUCCUGUCGGUAGUUGCAGAUAUGAAUACUCUGCAACGCCCAAAUCAAAUAGUUCUGCUCUUCCUCACAAACUGAGAAUAAAGGCAAAAUCAAUGAUUGCAAAAGAAGAAAAGGAUGAUACAGAAUUUCAUCUUGAGAUGUCAUGGAAGGACCAACCCCGCCUCACAAAGGCUAGAAGUGCCUCAUUGACAGAGAUUAGGGACAUCGAUGUGAAUUACUGUGGAAGUAUGUGCAAUUACAAGGCAGCUUUUAGACCGUUUAUUCCUAUUUGCCAUUCAGUUUAAUUGAAGAAUUUAUUCAUCAUGAUCAAACUUUAAACAGAAUUUGUGUAAUAUAUCUUAAUUCUGUUUUCUUGAAUUCUUUUACUUAAUCAGAAACAGUAUAGUCUCAAAGUUGAAGUUUUUUUUAAGACUGAACAGGCUGAAUAGUCUGCUUCUCCUGUUUCUGCUUAAGUUCUUAAACAUUUGAUUGUAUUGGAGACAAAAGAUGAGUAUAUUGUAUGGGUAGACCUGUCUAAAUUAUACGUAUUAUACAUUUGCUUUGUUUAUACCACAUUGAUAGCAAUAUUGGAAACAAGCAUCUGAGUACAAUUAUAAAUACACUUUAAUUGAAUAGAAUAUGUUUACAUACUUGACGAUAAUGGUGAACAAUGAAGUUGUCAAUUAUGAAGUGGAAUUUCAUAUUGUAGUACUAUUAUUUAAAUAACUUGGUGGUUACAGGUAAUAACCUUUUUGUUGUGGUGCCUGUUUUAUUCUAUAUCAUUUCUGAUUGGAUUAAAUUGAUGUCCAUAAAACAAAAACAAACUAUUAGAAAAGACUGGCAUGCACCCAGUUAGCUUGUGAGGCUUAAAGAGAUAACAUAUUUCUUCUGAAGAUGUUAAAUUCAGUUAAAAUGCAGUUCAGUUUAAGCUUAAUUUAAUUUAAUAGACCUUUCUUUUUAACACUUCUUCACUUAUCAUGGAAGCAAUCAAAACUUGACUUGAACAUGCUGACCCAAGGCUUGAAAUGACUAAAUAUAUCUAAAAAUGAUUUGCUUAUACCUGUGUUAAACUGACGAGUUUGUUUAUCACAAUUAUUAUCAGCAGUAAGUUGUUAGCUUUGAAUUUUGCAAGUACCUUGGCUGAUUUAUGCUGCUCACAAACCUGAACCUGCUGAGUGACAUUGUUCUUUUUCUCAUCUUAUGUUGAGAUUGCUUAAA
This is a messenger RNA of Stegostoma tigrinum, 1976 nucleotides long. Its product is annotated as nuclear factor interleukin-3-regulated protein-like. The record is from RefSeq and is a predicted model, not a curated record. The transcript has a single exon. Lineage: Eukaryota; Metazoa; Chordata; Chondrichthyes; Orectolobiformes; Stegostomatidae. Gene Ontology annotation, biological process: regulation of DNA-templated transcription; circadian rhythm; DNA-templated transcription. The coding region runs from base 8 to 1063 and encodes 351 amino acids. Gene Ontology annotation, cellular component: nucleus. Gene Ontology annotation, molecular function: DNA-binding transcription factor activity; DNA binding.